Molecule: messenger RNA, 3642 nt
Organism: Coregonus sp. 'balchen'
Lineage: Eukaryota; Metazoa; Chordata; Actinopteri; Salmoniformes; Salmonidae
Source: the annotation of a GenBank genome assembly
AAUGAAGAAAAGCGUAACCUCAGUUUGGGCGGGCAUGUUGGUUUUGACAGCCUUCCUGAUCAGCUGGUCAGUAAAUCGGUGACGCAGGGUUUCUGCUUCAACAUCCUCUGUGUAGGUGAGUAUCAAACCACAUGAUAGUGUUACUGUACUAUCUCAGAGGCUGCAUCCCAAAUAUCACCUUAUUCCCUAAAUAGUGCACUACUUUUGACCAGGGCCUAUAGAGCUCUGGACAAAAGUAGUGCACCAUAUAGGGAAUAGGGUGCCAUUCGGUAUGCAGCCAGGGUUGUUUCUGUCCUUGACAUGAACGAGAACAAGACUGCUGUUGCUGUGAAGAGGCUGAGAGCAGAAUGUCCCCCCUGAGAGUUACUGAGACCUAACAACACUUUUCCCUGUCUUGCCUCCUAGGGGAAACGGGUAUUGGCAAGUCGACAUUAAUGAAUACCCUUUUUAACACAAUGUUUGAGAACGAGGAGGCCAGCCACUACCAGAAUGGCGUGUGUAUGCGGCCCAGAACAUACGACCUCCAGGAGAGCAACGUCCACCUAAAGCUGACUAUCGUGGACACUGUUGGGUUCGGGGACCAGAUCAACAAAGAGGAGAGGUAAGCAGCAGAUGCUAAGCAUCCUACUUUCAACUGAUCACUAGAUGAAGCAUUGCCAUUGAGUCUCUGUCCUUUUCAUACUCUCACAGUGAAUGAUAACAUGCCAUCUUUUGGAGUAAAUUGCUUACGUUGCCUGGAAUGUAGACAAGACAAGCACAGUCAAACAUUCCCCCCCCCCCCCCCCCCCCCCCCCCCGAAUGGAGAGGGGUUUAGAAUGAUGAGGACAUUCUUGGUUUCAACUACAGCUGUGGGACUGAGUGUUUGUGUGAUCUCCGCAGCAAGAGGGCUCACACGCCCCUGAAUGAUACAGUGGGAGGAACAGGCCCUAACUCAUUAUGUUUGGGAAAACGCUGCUGCAACAAUGCAUCCCAAAUAGAUUUUAAAGGUCAUCAGUGACGCAUUCUGGGAAAAUAGCUUAGAGAUGUUCAACCCAUGGAGCGGCGCACAAUUGGCCCAGCGUCGUCCAGGGUAGGGGAGGGAAUGGCCGGCAGGGAUGUAGCUCAGUUGGUAGAGCAUGGCGUACGCAACGCCAGGGUUGUGGGUUCGAUUCCCACGGGGGGCCAGUAUGAAAAAAAUUGAAAAAAUGAUGAUAAUAAUAAAAGAAUGUAUGCACUCACUAACUGUAAGUCGCUCUGGAUAAGAGCGUCUGCUAAAUGACUAAAAUGUCAAAUGUAAAUGUUAAAGGAAAGGUUAAACAUUGUAUAUAUGUUCUUGGCAAGCCUGUAGGCCACUUAUUUGCCCUCCAAGCUACAGUAUAACAAUGGACACAGGGAUGUGAUUAAUACUUUUAACCAUGGUUUAACAGUAACUUUAUGUGAUUUAUUGGCUCACUUCCCCUGUAGAAUGCUAGACUAAACACACUGGCAUAUUAAAUGUUCACCUCUGUGACCUCUUAAAUAUUUAUGAUUCGUGGUACUUGAUGGUGUGAAGGUCAGGUUUACAUGAGUAGAUGCUGGAGACUUGAAUAUAGAUCAUUUCUGUACACAGACAUCUAAUACCCCCACUGGUAACUUUGAAAGAAACAAAGAAAGUACAUGAGAUAGUGGGAUCAAAAGGAACCAAAGUGAAACUUUGUUUUACACUUAGUAAAACUACAUUGCUUUUCCUUUUGCAGUUAUAAACCGAUAGUGGACUAUAUCGACACACAGUUCGAAAACUACCUUCAGGAAGAGCUGAAAAUCAAGCGCUCCCUCUUCAACUACCACGACGGGAGGAUCCACAUCUGUCUGUACUUCAUCGCGCCCACGGGGCAUUCACUGAAAUCCUUGGAUUUAGUUACCAUGAAGAAACUGGACAGUAAGGUAAAGGAUCACUACCACCAAGGCCUUGUGGGCAAAAAAACAGACGGCAUCCUAUUGUUUGAUUUGAAAUAUAGAGGCUGAAAUCCCAUCUCUUUCACUUUGACUAGUAUGGAUUUCACACAGUUGUAGAACAGUCAGAUAUUCAUGUAGGGUGGGAACCCACAAUGUCCUUGAAAAGGAAACGGCAGACAUUCCAGAUAACAUUUUAUUGCAUUUCCGGAGGUUUAUAUCAUGCCCUGGUGUAUUUGUUAGAAUUAUUAAGCAAGUAUGACGUUGUAACUUCUUACUUCUAUGAAGAUCUUUUUUUGUUCAUGGUUUCAUGUGAGUAACUGAGUAUUGGGCAGCAGAUCCAUAUUUUAGAACAAUACAUUGAUUUCAGCCUAUUGGAAACAUGAAUGGUCAGUGCCUCAAUUAGUGAAUUGUGGAAUUAAUCUAAUCUCAUCACUAUUGCAGUUGAAGCGUGAAUGAGGGUGAGGGAGAGAGAAUGUCACAACUAGCUACUAGUGCAGUCUGUUUUAUUGACCCCAAAUGGGGCGGGUGAAAUGUGUGAAACUCAGGCUGAGACAGACCUGACAAUGCAUACAGUACUCAAACUCCUAUUAGCUACAACCGUACAGAGCUUGUAUAUCAGGCCGGUUAUACGGCCUAUAAAGCUGUUCGAGGAGUGGUGGAGAGGCAAUUACAGGCUUGUUUGUGUCUGGUAAUGCAAUGACACAUAUCAAACAGAUGGUGUGGUUAUGAGCAAAGCAUGGUAGCUUACUUUAGCCAAUACUCUCCUCCAGCAUGGCUCUAUCUCUCUCUGAGCUGUCAGAAAUGAGCCUUUUCUCACAGGAUACACGGAGCAGACUAUAAAUCAGCUUAUAUUUUAUUUAAAGGUCUAUGAUGUAAAGCAGACAGGCAAUGGUGUUUGACUUAUACUUCCAUAAAGGCUUUUAAGCCGGAAGGGUGACGGUUAUAAAAGUGGUCUGGUCUAGGGACGUGAAGCACUGUAGAGAUGGGUCUCUGCUCUUUUACGUCAAUAGACUUUGUGUAAAGGAUGGAAGAAAACUAUGCAAAACAACCAUCACAUCUGUUUUGUUGCAAAAUUAUUGUGAAUGGUCACAUUGAAUAAGACCUCAUUUUGACCCUAACAAACUAUAGCCUGGAGGUGACGAGACGUCGGUGACUAAAUCUACAUCGUCCCAGUAAUCCGAGGAGCCAAAGCAAAACUGUCACAAUGUGUUUAUUUUCCCAUCUGUUUUAGAGCAGAGAGAGGACGCCAUUCAGUUUGUUUUCUUAAUUGCUAUUUUUUUUAUUUUUCUGUGUGGGUUUCACUGAGCUCAACCCAUCGUGGUUGCAUAGUGCCAAUUUUGCGACAUUCAGUAAUUUAAGUAUUUGUUAAUGACACUGUGCCAAUCAUUCAGAUGCUCUGACUGAUUGAUUUUCAGCAUCUUCUCUAAUCAUGCAUUGAUUUAUAAUUUUACGAUACAACCGCCAUGAAACCCUUCCAAACCAUAGCAGAAUAUCUGAAGAUAUUCAAUUUGGAGGAAAAACCUAAAAGCUGAUUUUAAGGACAGAAUUAUUAUUUUGAUCCUUUAGGUGAAUAUAAUCCCCAUCAUCGCUAAAGCCGACACAAUCUCCAAGAGCGAGCUCCAUAAAUUCAAGAUCAAGAUCAUGAGUGAGCUGGUGAGCAAUGGAGUGCAGAUCUACCAGUUCCCCACAGACGAUGAUGCAGUCACCGAGAUCAACUCCUCAAUGAAU